AUGAAGUUUCUGUUUCUUUUUCUUUCAGCCUCAUAUGAGGGAAAGAUAUCCAAGGAAAAUGCUAAUGUAUUUUUGAGAACAAAACGAGCGAAUACGGAGGGAGAGUAUGAAAUCUUCACGAGUGGAAAUUUUGAGCGAGAAUGCAUCGAAGAAGCGUGUGACUCGUACGAGUUUCAUGAAGUUUAUGAUGAUCAUGUUGCUUCUGAGAUACUACUGAAAAAGUAUGUUCUUUGCAAAGAAUCGAUUUUGCGAAAAAAUGAUACCGAUGAUUUGGUUGACGCUCGUCGGAGCUGUAUGAACAGAACUGAACCAAUUGAAGUCUGCAGUAUUGAUUUACAGAAAAAACUCGAUGAUAAAGAUUCCCAAGUGGAAUCAUUAAAAGCAAAGCUCAAGACAACAGAAGCAGAAGUUGCGUCUUUUAAAGCGAAGCUUAAAACAGCGGAAUCACAAGUUGAAUCUUACAAAACAUACUAUGUACCAUUAUACCGUGACAAACUGAUAUAA
Oikopleura dioica is the source of this 504-nucleotide messenger RNA. The record is from the annotation of a GenBank genome assembly. Lineage: Eukaryota; Metazoa; Chordata; Appendicularia; Copelata; Oikopleuridae.